AUGCCUGGAAGGGCAUCUUCUGCCAUGAUGGCUGCUGCUGCAAAGGCUCUUAGUCUGAAUGUUAUCCCCGGGGUGUUGCCACCAACACAGUUAAAUGCAAUCACUUCUCACCAUCAUUAUGGCUCUGCAAACCUUCGACACUGUGAAAAUAACAAAAGUGCGUUCUCUCCUGGAGCAUCCGAUUCAGAAAAAGAUUCUAAAGCUACAAGUACUUUAUUUGUUGGAAGUUUAGAACCAGAUAUAACGAAAAAAGAGGUACUCUCAGCUUUUGAGAGGUAUGGUUAUGUUGAACAAACUAAUAAUAAGUGUUCUCCGAAACCUGGUGCUCUUUCUUAUGCAUCUGUACGCUUUCAAAAUGUUGAUAUGUCCAGUCGUGCGAAAAUGUCCAUGUCUGGUCGUUUUAUUAGAUCCCUACAUUGCAAAAAAGGUUAUGGUAAGGCGAUCCCAUCGCACUGGCUGUAA
Schistosoma rodhaini is the source of this 462-nucleotide messenger RNA. Lineage: Eukaryota; Metazoa; Platyhelminthes; Trematoda; Strigeidida; Schistosomatidae. The record is from the annotation of a GenBank genome assembly.